ACUAUCCCAUAAAAAAAAAAAAUAUGCAUCUUUGCUAAUAUAUAUAUAUAUAUAUAACACAGAAGCCACAUUUUAAGUACUCAACAAUAGACGCUACCUACUGCUACCAUGGUUCACUUGAUUUCCAAAUGCUUGGUGAAAGCCAGCCCACCACCAAAGCACCCAGCCGGCCAGAAAUGCCACUUAGCCACAUGGGAUCUAGCCAAGCUCUCUUCUAACUACAUCCAAAAGGGCCACCUGUAUGCCUAUGUCCCUGCCACCAUUUCCAUUGACAACAUAAUCCACAACCUCAAAACCUCCCUCUCUACCACGCUCCACCACUUCUAUCCUCUGGCCGGCCGUUUUUCUACUCAAUAUGAACUUGACAGCGAUGGCAAGGUGACUGGCACGUUUGUGUUCAUCGAUUGCAACAAUGAAGGAGCCGAGUUUGUUCAUGCCGAGGCUAAGUCAAUCUCAGUGGAGGAUGUUCUUGCACCUAAUUCUGAUGUCCCUACCUUUAUCCAGUCUUUUUUCCAGCUUGAUGGUGCUAGUAACUAUGACGGUCAUUCUUUUUCUCUGGUAGCUGUUCAGCUAACAGUACUAGCUGAUGGUAUUUUCCUCGCUUGCUCUUUCAACCAUGCAGCUGCAGAUGGCACUUCUUUCUGGCAUUUCAUGAACACAUGGGCGGAGAUCUCCCGCACAAAAACUACUGUUCCGUCUAGACCUCCCGUUCUUGGUCGAUAUUUCAUGGAUGGAAUUAAGCCUCCAUUAAAACUACCCGUUUCUUACGAGUCUGAUUUCAUUGACAGGUUCUCUCCUCCGCCUCUCCGAGAGAAAAUUUUUCACCUCACCUCAGAAGCCAUAGCAAAACUGAAAGCAAAAGCCAAUGAAGAGAGUGGGACGAACAAUAUAUCUUCGUACCAGUCCAUCAGCGCACUGAUAUGGCGAUGCAUCAGCCGUGCCCGCCGUCUCCCGGCAGAUAAACUGACCACCUGCCGUGUGUCAAUUCAGAACCGUACGAGGCUUCAACCACCUCUAUCUCCAAACUAUUUCGGCAACUCCUACAACGUGCUCUCCAUGACAGCGACAGCAGGGGAGCUUCUUGGGAAUGGGAUUGGGUGGGCCGCUGGGAGGAUCCAUGAAGCAGUGGUAGCACACAAGGAUGACACCAUUCGUGGGAUUAUGAGAAAUUGGAUGGAGUCUCCAGUGUUUUCUAAGCUGAGCUUGGUUGAUGAGUCCACUGUGGCGAUUUCGAGUUCACCUAGGUUUGAUAUGUAUGGGUGUGAAUUUGGAUGGGGCAAGGCUGUGGCACUGAGGAGCGGGAGUGCUAAUAAGGUUGAUGGGAAGGUGAUGUAUUACCCUGGUUGGGAAGGAGGUGGUAGUGUUGACUUGGAGGUUUGCCUUCUUCCAAAGUUCAUGACUGCCCUUGAAUCUGAUCCGGAGUUCAAGGAUGUCGUUUCUCCUGCCGUGCCUCUGCACUUGCCUUAGGAUGUUCAAUUGAACGGCUCAAGUUUGGUAUUUGAAUGGUUUAAAUGUAAUAAUAAUUAACUGUUAAAUAAACAAUAAAUAUAUGUGGAUCAAGUAUCACGUCCAUAGAGUGGCGUCAAACUAUCGAAGCAUAUAAUUAAGUGGAGCAGUUAAUGAAAGUUUGUUUUAUUUUUUAAAAUACCUUAUGAUAUUACAACUAGCACAUAAAAUUGUUUUUUAAUGGUCAGUUUAACUAACUAUUUUAUCAAGUUGCUAAUGCUACUUUUUUCCAAUCAUCUAAGAUGUUUGUUCAAA
Dioscorea cayenensis subsp. rotundata (Guinea yam) is the source of this 1761-nucleotide messenger RNA. RefSeq names its product protein ENHANCED PSEUDOMONAS SUSCEPTIBILITY 1-like. The record is from RefSeq and is a predicted model, not a curated record. Lineage: Eukaryota; Viridiplantae; Streptophyta; Magnoliopsida; Dioscoreales; Dioscoreaceae. The transcript has a single exon. The coding region runs from base 109 to 1467 and encodes 452 amino acids.